Messenger RNA from Sphaeroforma arctica JP610, 1731 nucleotides. RefSeq lists its product as hypothetical. The record is from RefSeq and is a predicted model, not a curated record. Bases 1 to 1731 code for a protein of 576 amino acids. Gene Ontology annotation, molecular function: GTPase activity; microtubule binding. The transcript has a single exon. Gene Ontology annotation, cellular component: membrane; microtubule; cytoplasm. Lineage: Eukaryota; Ichthyosporea; Ichthyophonida.
AUGACAAUCGCUGGUGCUCGUGUACUGGAGUCCGAAUUUUUCAGAUGCAACUUGAAAACUCUACCUGGGUCUGCAUGUGGCACAGCAGCUCUUUCAAGUCGCUUGGUGGCCAAUCAGUACAAGCAUAUUAAAGAUACCCUGCCAAUAGUGGCGAAGAAAGUGCUUGAUAAAAUCUCAGAACUUGAGGACAAGGUGUCGAGAUACGGGGAUAUGUUGCUGAGCGAAUAUGAAUGUAUUCGCAUCUUUGAGACCAAUCUUCAUGCUACUUUGGAUGAGCUAGCUUUUCAGUGUAGUGGUCACGGCCGAUCUCGUCAUUUGAAAACUCCAGCUGCGCUAGAUAUAAAUCAAAAUCUUGAGCUUGUCUUGGCUGUACCAAAUCCGAUAAAGCAUGCCACUAAAACACAACCCCACAACCAGCAAUUGCACAGCAUGGAACUUUCCCCGGAGACCACGACAAGUCAUACCAAUUUUUUUGGAGCGAGUAUUGAGGUAUAUGCAUAUGCUGAGAAACAUAGCACGAUGAAACAGACAUUCAGACUUAUUUUGCAUUGUGCACUUCCGGGCUAUAUAAAAGCGUGCAAGUUGCUCUGGGCUGUUGAGGAAAUCCACGAGAAUGGGACGAAAUUACCUGUUGCAGCAUACGAGCACAAAUUCACAACGACCGGUGAAAUUGGAAAAGAUAACAUGCCAAUCUGUAAUGAAGAUCGCAAGUUCAUUUUUGACGUGCAGCUAAUAUACGUCGGAUACAAAAACACUCGCGAAGGUGCAGUGAAAGAAGUAGAGCACACCCUUAUGAGCUUCGCCAAGGCUGACAAAACAACUCUACUUUGCUCUACACUGGACACAAAAGAUACUGCAAUUGCAACGUCAUUGACCAAUCGGUUUCAUGCCCAGCUGUUUUUCACGAAGAACAUGCAUAUGGUCAUCAAAGGCGAGCUGGAGAAUCGCAAGGGCCUGGAAGGUCUACCAGGUGUUAUAUCUUCGCAUGUGGCACUGCAAGUCAUGGAGAAACUCAAUACUUUGUUGGCAGACACCGUUGACGACUAUCUCGAUGGUGUAUCAAAGCCGGUGGCUCACCUACUCCAGAGCGAAUUUAAGUCGUCAUAUGCACGGUAUCCACGCUUAUGUGCCAUGAUUGCUACUAUAGUAACAAAUAUUUCGGUUAAUCACCUGCGUACGGCACGCGAGAAAGCACACGAACUGUUAGCGUACGAGACACAGAUGAUGACUCGAAACCACUACUUCAUGGACACUGUGCAGAGCUUGCGUCAACAACUGAUGAGUGAUGAGACGACAAUCAGCACGAAGACGUCGACGCCAGACAUUUGUAUAGAUGACCCCGAACUUGCCGGAGAAGUGCCCGUAUUUACUCAAAGGUAUAUGCGGCACGUGCGAGGCAUGUCCAAUAGUGAUCAGAGGAUCGUAGACUUGCAGAUUGAGAUAUUUGCAUAUUUUAAGGUUCUGAGAAAGCGACUAGUGGACUACGUAACAAUGUGCGCCGUUACCACAUCGUCACAAUGCCUAUCAUGUAUAAAAAAAGUAAAAAACGAGAUCCGGAAAGGAAUUGAGGACCACUGCUCUUCUGCUGGUACUGGUUAUAUCAAAUUGAUGGGAGCUUCAGAAGGCGAUCAGAGAGAGGUCGCGUCCCUGAAAAGUCGGUUGAGUGCGAUGCGGGAAGCACAUCAAGAAUUGACUGUGGCCGUGCAAAGCAACAAUAUAGUCGAUGUCUGA